GUGCGCUGUAAAGCUAGGGUGUCACCGCUGCUCGUGCGCGACCGCGUACAAAUUCGUCCAAGUUGUAGCCGUCGAGAAGCUGCGUGAGGUGAACUUAAGAGAACUGCUUUCGCUAGUGCGUAUUGAAUAAUUUACGUCGGCCGAAAAGUCAGCGGGAGGGGAGCGAGAGGAAGAAGAGUCGGAUAGAAAUAAAAAAAAAAAAAAAAAAAAAAAAAAAAAAAGCUCAGUGUGCUCUGUGGGGAGGGGGGAGGUGUCCGGACGAAACACCUUCCCUUUAAAUAUUAAGUGGGACACGCAGCGAGGGGGGCGAAAAGGAGAAACUGAAAAAAGAAGAAAGAAAGAGGGAGGGCGAGAUAAAGGGGGAGAAAGAAAAGAAAGAUGACACUUGUAUCGUUGAGCACCCAAGGUGGAAGGACGUGUUGCCGCUGGGUGGAAGCCCUUUAGCGGAGCCAGGACCGCACGCAACUCCGAGGCUUCGAUGAACACCCGCUCUGGCCUAUAGGAAAAAAAAAAAUAUCUGAAAGCCAAGGAGGCAGAAAUAAAUAGUUAUUAGUUAAAUGCACUGAUUUUAAAUAUUACGAUUUCUUAUAAUAGGCACUCAGAAGACUUUAUGGAGUCACAUCUUUGCAUGGUUUGGAAAGUAGCAGUUAGUGUUGUGAUUGCGGUGCACAGCAGCGAAGGGUCCCGCACUUGAAAGGCGCGCGCGCUGUGUUCGCUUAACGCCUCAGAGUCACCUCGGAUCACUCCUACACUGGCUUUUGGCAUAUAAGUGUCAUAUAGUGAUAUAAUUGCGUUUUAAAAAACCAUUUUACCUACUAGUUUUCUUUCCACAAUCAAAAAAUGUCAGCUUCGCCCAGCAGGAAUUGUUUUUUUUUGCCAAUUAGUGCUUAGCAUAGUACCUAAGCUCAUUUGUAAACGAGUGUCUUCCGCCUAAAGUAAAUGACACGCCAUUGCGUUUUUUUAUGGAUAAUUUCGAUAACUAAGGCACGCAGAAAUAGCAGUUUUAAAAUACACAGUUCUCUCCCCCUCCCUCGUUAAAAUAACUUCGUCGCUGAGGUGCAAAAUGGAUGCAACUUGGAGCAAUUUUCUUUUUCAGACUACGCCAACCCAAAGUCAAGUUGAAGCAACUCUCCAAUCCGAUCUCCUCCCUGGUCUUACAGGCUCUACCCACAAUCCCCCAGCAGAGCACAUAGGCUCACCUCCUUCCACUGUUGACACUGCAGCUCUCAGCGAAGAACCUUUACCUGUGAAACCAGUGUCUCGGCCUGUUCGAGCUGCCCACAUCUGUCCCUUGUGCAACAAGCAGUUCAAGAACAGCUACAACUUGCGUCGCCACCAGUCUGUUCACACAGGGAUUCGCAUGAAGGCCCGGGCAGCCCGUGAGGUGGCCGAAGGGGUCAAAGACGAAGGAACAGUGGCAGCGGCAGUCAUUGGAGGGAGAGUGGAGAGACAGACAGUUCCCCUUUCCUUGCUCCAUCUCUCUGUUCCUCUCCCCUCACCUGCUGUGUCAGUUCCUCAUCCUCCUGCUCUUGGCAGCCAAGAUGGUGAAGCGAUUGCCAUGUCACUUAGUGCUGCAAAUGUUGCCAUGGCAUCGCCCCCACCUCCUGCUGUUGUGGUGGCUGGAGCGACAUUACAGCAUUCUUCCAAUCCCAGCCAAAACCCAGUGCGCAAAAACCACGCCUGUGAGGCUUGUGGGAAGGCCUUUCGGGAUGUUUAUCACUUAAAUCGACAUCGCCUGUCCCACUCAGACGAGAAGCCCUAUUCUUGUCCCAUCUGCCAGCAGCGUUUCAAGAGGAAGGACCGAAUGAGCUACCAUGUGCGCUCUCACCAGGGCGGGGUGGAAAAACCCUACGUGUGCCCCCACUGUGCCAAAGGCUUCUCACGGCCUGAUCAUCUUAACAGUCAUGUUAGGCAGGUUCACUCUACAGAGAGACCCUUCAAAUGUGAGACAUGUGAAUCUGCUUUUGCCACACGGGAUCGCUUGCGCGCUCACAUGAUCCGGCACGAGGAGAAGGUGCCGUGUCACAUUUGUGGCAAGUUGCUGUCUGCAGCUUACAUCACAGAUCAUAUGAGGGUUCACAACCAGUCGCAGCAUCACUCUUGUCACCUGUGCAAUCGCAGCUUCACAACUCUCACCUAUUUGCGGGUACAUGCGCAGAAGCAUCACGGCCAGGAGUGGAAGGAGAGCGCAGGCCAGAGGGGUGGCUUUGGGGGAACGGGACCUGGCGGUGUCCUUGUGUGUCAGCUGUGCGGGGUACACUGCAAAACCCCCACUCAACUCCAAGGCCAUAUGGGCACCCACACGAGCCCUCAGAACAGCUCCAGUCCUGUCCACAGCACAGCGGCGUCCAGUAGCACCGUCUCCUUGGGAAAUGUGGUCUCUGGCUCUAGUGUGUUCGUCAGCGCAAACGCUGGCGUGGGUCUGCUGGUUUCAGACUGCUCCGGCAUAGCCCCCCAGUCCCACAGUUAGCGGGGGACCUGGGGGUGGCAUACAGAGAGCCACGUGAAGAAGGAGAGCGUCAGCACGAAAGCAGUGUGCUGUGGUCCUUUGACUCAAAUGCUCCUGAAUGCGAACGUGAACAGACAGUGCGGUCGACUCGGACACUUGCGUCACUCUGCCCCCACGUCUACUACAGCCAACUUCGUGAUGAGGAAGAGAGCGGGCCCUCCUGGGGCUGCGGGAGAGAAGGCGAGCGACGAAGUCUAUGCUGCCGGGGCCGAGAACAUGUCACUAAUGUGUGUGAGUGACUGAGGAGGAGGAGCUAACACUGCUCUUUGUGCUGAAUGAGACUGAGUAUUAGGAUGUUGUGUGUCAGAGUGCGACUUGUUCUCUCUGGAGAGGUAUCGUCAUAAUUGCGUCUUCAGCCAAACGCAGCUUCGCUGACAGUGAAAUAAUGUUACCCGUUAGGGGUUGCACAGACUAGUCGACUAGUUGAUUUGUCGACUUUACUGCUCUGCGAUGAUGCUUUAAGAUUGAUGUUGACUAGUCGCUGAUCAUGUGGUUAUGACACUAACAUGGAUGCCUCCAAGAAGACAACAGGUGAGGAGCCUGGUGGGUCAUUGCAACAAACCAGCUGCAGUUCAUGGAAUGUGUAGAAAUACUUCACUAAAGAGGAAGCCUGUGCUACUGUCACUUGCAAAAUAUGCAAGUCCGUCCUGAAGUACAACAAAAGUAUAAGUGAAAUGCACACUCAUCUGAAAGAAAAGGCAUCCGCCACCUAGCAAAGAAACUAUCCAAAUCUGUCCGUAUACAUUGCGUUCGUUUGUGUUUUUAUUCAAAAUUGAAAAACAAAAUGCGAAUUACGAU
Messenger RNA from Scleropages formosus (Asian bonytongue), 3307 nucleotides. RefSeq names its product MYC-associated zinc finger protein b (purine-binding transcription factor) (gene mazb). Gene Ontology annotation, molecular function: DNA-binding transcription factor activity, RNA polymerase II-specific. Bases 1064 to 2470 code for a protein of 468 amino acids. The record is from RefSeq and is a predicted model, not a curated record. Gene Ontology annotation, cellular component: nucleus. Gene Ontology annotation, biological process: regulation of transcription by RNA polymerase II. The transcript has 8 exons. Lineage: Eukaryota; Metazoa; Chordata; Actinopteri; Osteoglossiformes; Osteoglossidae.